AUGGACCAAACAGCCGCGGCAGCAGCAGCUGUAGGCCUUCGUGAGAAAACCGAGGCCUCUGGCUUGAGGGCAGGUGUUGGGGCUGAGCUCGGCCUUGUCACUGCCAAGGGGAACAAGGAUAACGCGGAUCACAAGAGUACCUUUCACGGGUCGAAUCGGAGCGGGUCGAUCCAUGACCUUGUCCGUGCUGUGACUAGUUUCGGUGUCCUCAGGAAAAAACGAAUGACCAGACAGAGGCGAUCCUCCACCAUCAACUUUCACGACCUCCCUUCUUUCGCGGCAGCUGCUGCUUCCUCUACCCGCUCGCACGUGCUACCACCGCCCUCCACUCUCCCUCCUGGACGUGUAAUUGAUCCAACACGGCUGCGAUUUCUUUUCCAAAAAGAGCUCAAGAAUAGUGAUGUGAGCCCUCUCAGAAGAAUGAUACUCCCCAAGAAAGCAGCCGAGGCUCAUCUCCCUACCCUCGAAUCAAAGGAAGGAAUGGCAAUCAACAUGGAUGACAUAGAUGGUCUGCAUGUUUGGAGCUUCAAGUACAGGUUUUGGCCUAAUAACAACAGCCGAAUGUAUGUACUUGAAAAUACUGGUGACUUUGUUAAUGUACAUGGCUUACAGUUUGGAGAUUACAUCAUGGUUUACCAAGAUAAUCACAACCAGAAUUACGUUAUUCAGGCAAGAAAGGCAUAUGACCAAGAUCAUGUAUACGGAGACAUAAAUGGUAUGAACAAUGCGGUGAACGACUGCUAUAUGCAGGAAUCUGAGGCUAACAAGUUCAGUUCAAGUUCGUUUUACAUGCCGAAAAUGGAAGAGGAUAUGACUGCGGGCAUGUCAUUUGUGUACGACACCACCACCUUCUCAAACGACUCGCUGCUUGAUUUUUUCGGGGGAUCAAUGAUGACAAACUACUCCAGAAAUGGGUCUCUGCAUGAGAGUUUCGGAUCUGUUGAAAACUUGUCUCUUGACGACUUCUAUUAA
This is a messenger RNA of Pyrus x bretschneideri (Chinese white pear), 972 nucleotides long. Its product is annotated as B3 domain-containing transcription factor FUS3-like. Gene Ontology annotation, molecular function: DNA binding; DNA-binding transcription factor activity. Lineage: Eukaryota; Viridiplantae; Streptophyta; Magnoliopsida; Rosales; Rosaceae. Bases 1 to 972 code for a protein of 323 amino acids. The transcript has 6 exons. The record is from RefSeq and is a predicted model, not a curated record.